UACAAUCGAAAAAUGGUUUUAUAUAUAUAGUCCCCUCACAAAAUAUUUUUAAAAGUAUUGAUACGAAUUACUUAUUAUUCGACAACCCUGUACAGUAACGACAUUUACUUUCAUUACAUUUUCUAUCAUUUCAAAAUCAGUAACACUAAAAACUCUUUUCUAAAUAAUAUUUUAAUUUUUUUUCAUAAAAUGCGUUCAACGUUGGCACGUCUAAGUAGUUUAACACCAAAUUUAAAGGAAGUCCGCAUCAUACUGGAUCCCAAUAGUGUCGCAUCCAAGGGCGCCAGGGAAUAUGUUAAAAAGUUUUACCCAAACCUGAAGAAAAAAAACCCAGACCUGCCGAUACUUGUACGCCAGUGCUCCGGCAUCGAACCCCGUCUAUAUGCGCGCUAUGGCAACGGCAAAGAGGUGUCCUUGCCCCUAGCUAACAAAGCUGCUCCUGACAUACACAAAAACGUCGAGGCGGUUGGUAAGUAGGGCUCCCAAGACUUAAGGCUGGAUGAAAGGCAACAAUACUAGUUACACCGAAAUAUGUAUAUUGUAUAAUGCUCGUAACCCAUGACUCUGUAGCACCUUAGGCUUAAAUAAAGAUCAAUCCUUAAACGGAGGCAGACCGAA
Drosophila serrata is the source of this 618-nucleotide messenger RNA. RefSeq names its product NADH dehydrogenase (ubiquinone) B8 subunit (gene ND-B8). The record is from RefSeq and is a predicted model, not a curated record. Gene Ontology annotation, cellular component: respiratory chain complex I. NCBI's taxonomy places the organism in Eukaryota, Metazoa, Arthropoda, Insecta, Diptera, Drosophilidae.